Messenger RNA from Xenopus laevis (African clawed frog), 2698 nucleotides. It is a transcript of the gene wnt8b.S, whose product is annotated as Wnt family member 8B S homeolog. The coding region runs from base 277 to 1344 and encodes 355 amino acids. Gene Ontology annotation, molecular function: signaling receptor binding; frizzled binding; cytokine activity. Gene Ontology annotation, cellular component: extracellular region. Gene Ontology annotation, biological process: positive regulation of transcription by RNA polymerase II; canonical Wnt signaling pathway; neuron differentiation. Lineage: Eukaryota; Metazoa; Chordata; Amphibia; Anura; Pipidae. The transcript has 6 exons. The record is from RefSeq and is a predicted model, not a curated record.
UCUGUGCCUUUCCCAAUUCUUUUUUUGUGAUGUGUUUGUUUUAUUGGAGCCUGGGGUGUUCUUUUGAUCAACUCAAUCUCUCUCUGGCACUUGAGCCCUGAUUGGCUAAAGGGUUUAGAGGGAAAAUCUUUAAUUAAGUAGAUAAUCUCUUCUUAGCAAGUUUGCAACUCCAUUUCUCUACCCCCUUGGCUCUCACUUGGGAUCUCAUACCGGGCCAGACUCAACACUUUGGAGAAAUUUUGUCUGUAGUGUCUCAGGGUAUUCCAGUUUUGGAUUAUGUUUUAUACUGGAUCCUUUUGGUUUAUCUUCUUCAUACUGCCAGCAAUUCCGUUUUGCCACUCUUGGUCAGUGAACAAUUUUCUCAUGACUGGUCCCAAGGCCUACCUUAUCUACUCAAGCAGUGUGGCUGCUGGAGCUCAGAGUGGUAUUGAGGAGUGCAAAUAUCAGUUUGCCUGGGACAAGUGGAACUGUCCUGAAAGAACCCUGCAGCUCUCCAGUCAUAGUGGACUACGAAGUGCAAACCGGGAAACUGCUUUCGUCCAUGCAAUCAGCUCUGCCGGAGUCAUGUACACCCUAACAAGGAACUGCAGCCUUGGAGAUUUUGACAAUUGUGGCUGUGAUGAUUCCAGGAAUGGACAACUUGGAGGACAAGGAUGGCUCUGGGGUGGAUGUAGUGACAAUGUGGGUUUUGGAGAGACUAUUUCCAAGCAGUUUGUGGAUGCACUGGAAACAGGACAAGAUGCCAGGGCUGCCAUGAAUCUACAUAACAAUGAAGCCGGACGAAAGGCAGUAAAGAGUACCAUGAAGAGGACCUGCAAAUGUCAUGGUGUAUCCGGAAGUUGUACCACGCAGACCUGUUGGCUUCAGCUACCAGAAUUCAGAGAGGUGGGGAAUUAUUUGAAAGAGAAAUAUCACAAAGCCCUUAAAGUGGAUCUUUUCCAUGGAGCAGGUAACAGUGCUGCCAGUAGAGGAGCCAUUGCUGAAACUUUCAGAUCCAUUUCAAAAAAAGAAAUAGUACAUCUUGAAGAUUCCCCGGACUACUGCCUGGAGAACAAGACUUUGGGACUUCUGGGUACAGAGGGCAGGGAAUGCCUUAAGAGAGGCAAAGCACUCAGCAAGUGGGAGAAAAGAAGCUGCAGACGUCUUUGUGGUGACUGUGGUUUAGCCGUUAAGGAACGAAGAGCAGAUAUGGUAUCAAGCUGCAACUGCAAAUUUCAUUGGUGCUGUGCAGUCAAAUGUGAGCAGUGCAGGAAAAGCGUCACCAAGUACUUUUGUGUCAAAAAAGAAAAACGCGGAGGAGGCAUUCCACGCAAGAAGGAAUCCAAGCUUAAGAAGAAACUUUAGACUAUUUAGAGCCAUGAACUUUAUGUUUUUGAAAUCAUAGCACACCUACAUGGACAGUGAGAGUGCACCAAUCCAGCUAGGAAAAGAAAGAAAAUGUUAUUAUUUUAGAGUAGGAGUUUAGAGAACGCAUGCGAUGACAAUGGGGGUUUCAAUAGCUUGGGUUUAUAAAGUGCUUGUACAAUGAACUCUAGGAUAAGUAUUGCCAAAGCCAAUGUUUUAAAAACAACUUGCAUACUAUGCUGUUAAAUGUCCUUGCCAGAUAAAUAUGUAUACGAUUUUGGCAAAGCAAACAAACAUGUGUAUCCUUUAAAAAUAAGCCAACAUAACAAUGUAGGGUGCAACCGAUACAUAUACUGAGGCACUGGCAUAUUUUUCAGAGGCAAGUUUGGUGUGUCUAUUGACGCGGGUAGGAAUGGGAACCCUGAAACUACCACCACCUUUAGGGUCAGUCCACACGAGCAGAUUCGGGGAGAUUAGUCGCCCCAGCAACAAGUCCCCUCUUCUUCAGGGCAACAAUCUCCUCGAACUGCCUCCCCCUGCCGUCUGCUGGCUAAAAUGAAAAUCCCUGUGGCAAUUCACACGCGGCGCUUCGUUUUCCGAAGUCGCCCAAAGUUUCCUCGCAAGAAAACUUCGGGUGACUUUGGAAAUCUGCUUGUGUGGACUGACCCUUAAGCUCCUGCAUUCCCCUACGUCAAUAGAUGCACUUAAUUAAAUUCAGAACUGGAAAAUACACUUUAAACAAUAGUGUCCAUUUGUGCAGCAAAUGCAGCAAAGUUUGUGUGACCAUAACUUUAGUAAAGGACCUCCAUAUUAUCCUGUUGUGCCCAAUUACCUACAACUAUUUCACUUAUUACCAUUCUCAUGGACUUUAUACGGCUAUUUUUCUAAAUGAUAUUUCGUAAUUAAGUAUGUUUAAUCAUUAACGAUUAAUACUUCUAUAAGCAGAAAAAUGUUGGGUUGUAACUAUUUAAUGUGUACAUAGAAAGGCAAGCACUUUUACAUUUUAAUUUAUUGCACAGGUUAUGAAUAUAAAUAUUAACAUUAUCUGUGUUUUUUAUGUACAGUAAAUAUUUUUAGAUAUGGGAUUUUACCUACUGGGCAUUUUACAGGAAACAUGAAUCUUUGGAUAGGAGAAUUAUGCUAGAAAAUGUCGUAAUGUUUCAGGUGUCUGCAUGGAGUAGCUGCUUGGCUAAUUAAAGUUUCAUUAAAACACUAUAAAUAGGCAGUGUCUUUAACUGUAAUUUUACAACUACUGGUAAAGUUGGAAACAAGUGCUUGUUUAAAAAUAAGUUUGCAUCAGAUUUCUGAAAAUGUAAAUAUUGUGAUAUUGUGUUAAUAAAGUAGGCUUAUCAUU